Molecule: messenger RNA, 3974 nt
Organism: Equus quagga
Lineage: Eukaryota; Metazoa; Chordata; Mammalia; Perissodactyla; Equidae
Gene: CYTIP
Product: cytohesin 1 interacting protein
Exons: 8
Coding region: 1714-2718 (334 amino acids)
Biological process (GO): regulation of cell adhesion
Cellular component (GO): cell cortex
Molecular function (GO): protein binding
Source: RefSeq, a predicted model, not a curated record
ACUUGGGAUUCCCUCCAGCACUUACUCGCUUGUAUUGGUGUCUGGUAGUUUACUUCUGUUUGUCUAUUUAGCUGAUUUUAAGUUUCCACUCUAUUCCAGGCCCUGUGCUAGGCAUUGAGGUAGAAAGUAAAACAAAUACAUUCCUCAAGAGGCCCAAAGCAUACGGAUAAUUAUGUAUAGAAGAGAGGUAUUUGAUUCAGUAUGCCCUUCAUAUGAAUAUACAUAUAUACCUCCGUAUGUGAAUAAUCUGAUGAAUAUUGAUACGAGAGUAAUAUUUUAAAAUAUAAACCCAAGAUACAGAUAACAUAAUUAGAUAUGACCUACCUAAGUGCCUUACAAUCUGAAAUAAGGAUAAAAGCCAAGCAGAUGCAAAGAAUGAAAAUAAGAUUAAGAAAAUGUGAGUACAAUAUAAGGGAGAGAUUGAGAAGGUUUGGGAAUGUCAACUUUAUUGCUCUCUUCCACAAGAAGGCAGCCUAUUACACAGUUGUUAAUGGUACACAUCAGAACAAAUUCAGACUGAAACAAACCAUACAAAUUGUUGUAGGCUUUCCACAGUUAGUCCUUAUAAGUUGAAAACAGAUACUUUUUAGCAAAUCUAGAGAAUCUUUUGGGGUCUGAGCCUUCCUAUUGCAGUCUUCAGGUUGAUUUAAGUGAUUUGUGGUCCAGAAUUGGAAUUCUGGACCACUCAAAUUGGUGGGAAGAGAUCAGCCCUCCAUUACAUUAACUUUACUGACCAAUGGCUUAAUUCUGAACACUGAGCCAUUCCAGAAAAUUUGUGAGAAUGUUGACAUUUGGUACCUGAUAAUUUGAAUUCCUUACAGUGAUGUAGGCUUCUCUCCUAACAAAUGUCCUGAUGAGCAUUUCAUUUGUGCAUUAAUUUCUUCUAUGUACUUUUACCUUUUGAUUUUCACCCUCUGCUCAUUUUAUUUUUAUUUGUUUGGACUAUGCAUUGAUCUCCUGACAUCUUAUGUAUUCAUUGAUGUAUGACAACUAUAUCAGGUUAACAGAUAAACACCAUGUGUGAGCUAGUAGUAGCAUGAGCUUGUUUUGGGCCCUUGGACUAACACUUGAGAAAGGGCUAAUUAACGUUUGUUGAUUCCUAAACAAACAGACGAAACAAAAAACACACAAAAACUCUCUGCAGUCACCUAAAAAACAAGAUGCCACCUUUUGUUAACUUUGCCUCUGUUUACAAUGAUAGAAUGGAUCCUGGAAGCUUAUGUUUAUAUAAUCUUUUUCCAAAAGAUGCAGAGGAAUGAAGGUGUUAUUAUUUAUCCCAUUCUGACAUUCCUUUCCUGUCUUGGCUGGAAAUCUCACCGCCCUCUUCCAAAACAAUUCAAAAAUAAGUUACAAACAGAAUUGAAGUUUUGUGUCCCAGGUUUCACUUGAUUUGUGUUUCUGUAUAUGAGUUGGUUGUUUAGAGAUUAUUUUAUCCCACUAAAAACAGUAACAUAUUGAACUAUUACAGUAAACACAGUCAUUUCAUCAGCAUCUCCAAAAACUAUCAAGUAUUUGGGUUUUAUAUGCCAGUCUAUGGGUGUUAUUUUUCUUCGGAUUUCAGUGUGAUUAUAAAUUACUGUGGUUAAUCUUUCAGAGGCUAUUUUAAAUACAGAUUAGAUAUGAAGUUCUUUCUGGAAGCUUUGGAGUUUUGCCACAUUAACUCCCUUGCCACAGUGUAUUAUUAUCAGAGCCUCUUUUAAUCUUUUAAACAGAAUGCCUGAAUGUUCCCUUUCCCAGCAAUCCUUUGCUAUCACCAGAGAAUGGAAAUUACUGCUUUUACGUAACAAUUUCCCAGGAGCUGGGCCAAAGAAGCUUGCUUUGACGAGAUCAAGUUCUUUAGGUGAAUUUUCCUGGUCUCAAAGAAAGCUUGUGACUGUGGAAAAGCAGGAUAAUGGAACAUUUGGAUUUGAAAUUCAGACUUACAGGCUCCAGAACCACAACACCUACCCCUCAGAGAUGUGCACACUAAUCUGCAAAAUCCAGGAGGACAGCCCAGCACACUGCGCUGGCCUGCAAGCUGGUGAUGUCCUUGUAAAUAUCAAUGGAGUGAGCACAGAAGGCUUUACCCACAAACAAGUUGUUGACCUGAUCAGAUCGUCAGGAAACCUGCUAACGAUAGAGACUCUUAAUGGAACAAUGAUUCUCAAAAGAACAGAGCUUGAAGCAAAGCUGCAAGUUUUAAAGCAAACUUUGAAGAAGAAAUGGGUGGAGUUCAGAUCUCUGCAGUUACAGGAACACCGCCUGCUUCAUGGUGAUGCCACUAACUGCCCAAGUUUGGAAAACAUGGACAUAGAUGAGUCAGCUUUGUUUGGAAGCCUGCCUGGGCUGGGCCCAGCCCUCCUGGACCGGAAUCGAUUAUCCAGUGAGAGCAGCUGUAAGAGCUGGCUGAGCUCCAUGACCUUGGACAGCGAGGAUGGGUACCAGACAUGUAUCUCUGAGGACUCGAGCAGGGAAGCCUUCAGCCGGCAGACAAGCACAGAUGAUGAGUGCUUUGUCCCCAAGGAUGGGGAUGAUUUUCUGAAGAGGUCUUCUUCGAGGAGGAACCGCAGCAUUAGUACCGCCAGCAGUGGAUCCAUGUCUCCGUUGUGGGAGGGCAAUUUCUCAAGCAUGUUUGGGACCCUGCCCAGGAAAAGCAGAAGGGGAAGUGUCCGGAAACAACUCUUGAAAUUCAUCCCUGGCCUUCACCGUGCUGUGGAAGAGGAAGAGAGUCGCUUUUGAUGGGUUGUGGCACCCUUACGUAUUAGCUUAUUUUGUAAAUAUCUCUAGACUUGAUUAGAUCAACUCCACCCAGCUUGGUGGGAAAGUGCAGAUGGAUUGCAGAACUGACGUGCCAUUUCUUGGCAGUAGUGACCUUUAUUUAAAUUUUCGUAUCAUUAUUUUUGCUUCUUAAAUCAUUUUUCAAACAGAACAGCUCAAAUUAGAAAUAGAUAGUAGAAAGGGAAAGUAAGUAAUAAGUUAGAUAAUAUUACAAAUUAACGCAAGUGCCUGCUCAUUCUAAUGCUUCCAGUGAAUGCAAGAGUAAUAUUUAUUUUCUAGAUUAUCCACGUGAAAAACCAGAACUUUUGGAGUCAUGUGAAUAAGAGAAUAACAGAAUCUAAUCACUUUGGAAUACCUUUUGUAAGUUAAUAGGUAGGUUACAAAACUCUAUGUUUGCUUAAGCUCAGUAGCCUCUGAGAAGGCUUAAGAGUAGGCAAUUUUGAAUGUUUCUGUUCAAAUCUAUGAAGGAUUAUAAACAAAGAUGAUCGCCAGCCAUUUUUUGCAUCCACAGUGACGAUAAAGCAGGAAGUAUAAGAGUUAAUAUGAGGAUUUAAGCUUCACAAGAUCCAUGGAAAAACGUUGUCUGAGAUGGGUGCUGAGGAAGAUUAUAAUAAGGUCUUUUUUAUAGGCAGCCUAAUCAAAAAGGUUUGGAAUGUCAUUCUCACCUGAUUCAACUUUUGUUCUGCUGAACCAUGAUGACAAGUUUAGAACUCUCAAGAUCCUACAGCUUUGUGAUUUUUUUUUGAACAAAUGUCUGAAAGUUGAAAAAUUAGAGUCAGGAAAAAGAUUUUCCUCCUGUAGUUUUUCUCACAUUAAUCCUCACUUUAUAUUGUAUGUUCCAAAUAAUUACUGCCUCAGCACUCUUUUGCCUAUUAGUUUUGUCAAUAUCACAUUACUUCUAACCUUUCAAUCACAUUUUUAUUCGAUACCCAUUAAAGUUCAUGAUUUCUCUGUUCUGGUGAUACAGCUACUCUUUGCCUAUAUUCUAGAGCAGAUGAUCCAGACAAUGUAAUAAAUAGUCCUUACUGAUUUUAAGUUGUGUAUGUGUGUAUGUUUGAGAGAAAUAGAGACAUUCGAUAGUUGCCUGUGAAUGGAACUGCUACACUUACAUAAACUGAGUAAAGAACCAGUUAUUUUGAGUAACAAAAGAGGGGAAGGUAGGAAAGCUUGUGGGGUAAGAAAUAAAUAAAAUAAAAUAUAAAAGAUUUCUAAUGGCA